AUGGCGCUGAGCCCAGAGCCAUCAAGCAGGAUCCCGGUGCCAGCUACAAUGGGCAGCGCCAUGCCCGAGCUGCCUGGUGCCCCCAACGCAUCCCUCAACAGCUCAUUGGCUAGCCCGACGGAGCCCAACUCCCUGGAGGACCUGGUGGCCACGAGCACUAUUGGAGUGGUGCUCUCAGCCAUGGGCGUGGUGGGCAUGGCAGGCAACGUGUACACGCUGACGGUCAUGUGCCGCUUCCUGUACACCUCUGCCUCCAUGUACGUCUACGUCAUCAACUUGGCGCUGGCGGAUCUCCUCUACCUGCUCAGCAUCCCCUUCAUAGUAGCUACCUACAUCACCAAGAGGUGGCACUUCGGUGACGUGGGCUGCCGCGUCCUCUUCAGCCUGGACUUCCUGACCAUGCACGCCAGCAUCUUCACCCUGACCCUCAUGAGCAGGGAGCGCUACGCCGCCGUGGUGAGGCCCCUGGACACAGUGCAGCGUUCCAAGGGCUACCGCAAGGUCCUGGCACUGGGCACGUGGCUGCUGGCACUGCUGCUGACACUGCCCAUGAUGCUGGCCAUCCGGCUGGUCCGCAGGGGCCACAAGAGCCUCUGCCUGCCAGCCUGGGGCCAGCGCACCCACCGCGCCUACCUGACGCUGCUCUUCGGGACCAGCAUCGUGGGGCCCGGCGUGAUCAUCGGACUGCUCUACGUCCGCCUGGCCCGGGCCUACUGGUUCUCACAGCGGGCCUCCUUCACGCAGACGCGACGGCUGCCCAACCCCAGGGUGCUCUAUCUCAUCCUGGGGAUUGUGCUGCUCUUCUGGGCCUGCUUCCUACCCUUCUGGCUGUGGCAGCUCCUUGCCCAGUACCGCGGGGGCCCACCGCUCGCUCCCCGCUCUGCCCGCAUUGUCAACUACCUGACCACUUGCCUCACCUAUGGCAACAGCUGUGUGAACCCCUUCCUCUACACGCUGCUCACCAAGAACUACCGUGACUACCGCCAACGCUCGCUCCACAGCAGGGGCACCGGUGGGCCUGUGGGUGUCCGCAGCUUCCCGCAGGGCCACACCCGCUGCCAGCGCGGCUCAGGUCGCUCCAUGUCCUCCAGCAGCCAGCAGGCCACUGAGACCAUCGCACUGUCCCAGGUGGUCCCCGGGAGUCUCUGCGUCUGA
Molecule: messenger RNA, 1155 nt
Organism: Budorcas taxicolor (takin)
Lineage: Eukaryota; Metazoa; Chordata; Mammalia; Artiodactyla; Bovidae
Gene: UTS2R
Product: urotensin 2 receptor
Exons: 1
Coding region: 1-1155 (384 amino acids)
Biological process (GO): regulation of blood pressure; neuropeptide signaling pathway; blood vessel diameter maintenance
Cellular component (GO): membrane
Molecular function (GO): urotensin II receptor activity
Source: RefSeq, a predicted model, not a curated record